Pseudomyrmex gracilis is the source of this 1268-nucleotide messenger RNA. Its product is annotated as venom protease-like. The record is from RefSeq and is a predicted model, not a curated record. Bases 97 to 1221 code for a protein of 374 amino acids. NCBI's taxonomy places the organism in Eukaryota, Metazoa, Arthropoda, Insecta, Hymenoptera, Formicidae. The transcript has 6 exons. Gene Ontology annotation, biological process: proteolysis. Gene Ontology annotation, molecular function: serine-type endopeptidase activity.
ACUUCGGUGCUCUUGGUGCUGGCCGGUCAAAUCUUUCAUUUCGUCACUGACUUCAGUAUCCUUUUAAACGUAGUCUGUUACAUUGAUUUUUAAAAGAUGAGAUUUCCCGUCGUCGUCGGUUUGUUGUCUACAUUAAUACUGUCUACGCACUCUCAAGAAUGCGAAAAUCCGGAAGGACUAAUUGGUACAUGUAUCAAUAUCAAAACAUGUCCGGUAUUGCUCAAUCUUCUCAAAUCAAAUGCUCAAGAUCCAUCGGUAAGAAAUUUUCUCCGUUCUUCUCUUUGCGGCUUCGAAGGUAAGGAUCCUAAGGUUUGCUGUCCAACUGGGAGGAAUGACGAAAAUAUAGAUAGCAAUACAGGAAAUAACAACGGCAAUGCGGAUGGCGAUCGAGAUCGCAAAGAAAUCACGAACACUCGGUACGGUCCUUUGUAUCCGCCUCAGUGCGGAUACAGCAAUGUAACGUUCCACAGAGUCGUCGGCGGCGAACCAGCUUCGUUAGGUUCUUGGCCUUGGAUCACCGCUCUCGGAUACACGAACUCAAGAAACCCAAAUGUUCCGAGAUGGCUUUGCGGCGGGGCUUUGAUUUCCAGUCGACAUGUGCUCACCGCCGGGCAUUGCGUACACGGGAGAAAUGAUUUGUACAAAGUGCGUAUUGGCGAUUUGGAUCUCAACGAUGAUUACGACGGCGCGACUCCGUUUGAGGACUUCAUUGAAAGGAAAAUAGUGCAUCCGGAUUACAAUCCCGCAACUUAUACAAAUGACGUGGCAAUCUUGAAAACGACCUAUGAAGUGCCUUUUACAUCAUUGCUUCAUCCUAUUUGUCUUCCCGUGGAGGAUUUCAUAAGAUAUACAAAUUUGAAAAAUAAACAUCCUUUCGUCAUUGGUUGGGGAUCUGUUUACUUUCAUGGACCCACAAGCAGUCGACUCUUGCAAACGCAACUUCCCGUGCGCGCAGAGGAAGAAUGCAAAACCGCUUUCCAAUCUUUCAAAACAACUGUGAUAGAUCAGCGUGUUUUGUGCGCCGGAUAUGCCGAUGGCGGAAAAGACGCUUGUCAAGGCGACAGUGGCGGGCCAUUGAUGUUACCCAAUCCUAAAGAUCAAAAUGUAUUUUAUAUUAUUGGAGUGGUAUCAUAUGGCUUUAGAUGCGCUGAACCAGGUUUUCCAGGCGUGUAUUCGAGAGUUACAGCCUUCCUCGAUUUUAUCACGCGUUACUUGAUAUAGAGAUAUCUAGUUCUGAGAGAAAUAAAUCUUUAAUACUGUUUUAUGUA